UUCCCGACCCAGGAAGUGAACCGAGGUCUCCCGCAUUGUAGACGGACGCUUUACCAUCUGAGCCACCAGGGAAGUCAGGAAAAGGGGACUGCAACCUGUGAAGUGAUGCUGUGUCCGGCUGGCCAAGGGUAGAUUCGGCUCGGAGUUCACCGGCGCCGCCAAGUCUCCUGGAACAUAAUAAGCCAGGCAGUAAAGGGCUGAAGCCGACUACCCGUACUUCCGCCCUGCUUGGCCACGUGGCCUCCAGCCGGCCUGUCCCUCACAAUCUAGUCCUUCACCAGUUGUCAAUCAAGGCCCGGCAGGGGGUGCUUCCAGAGGCACAUCCAAUCAGGGACGGGGGUGGGCACGCUCGCCGACGUGAUGACGUCGCUGUCCGCUGCGAGGGCGUCCCAUCGCACCUACCUCGCGGGAAACUUGGUGUCCGCUUGCUGUCGCUCUGACCUGCCUGAGCCAUUGGGCUGCAGGGCCACGGAGAGAGCCACCUGAAUGCGCGGGGAGGGACUGAAAUGGACUCAGUGGUCUUUGAAGACGUGGCUGUGAACUUCACCCUGGAGGAGUGGGAACUGUUGGACCCUGCUCAGAGGAAGCUCUACAGAGACGUGAUGCUGGAGACCUGCAGGAACCUGGCUACUGUGGGUUCUUGCCCUCAAGUUAAGGUCAGUGUAUCAAGUCCUCAGUGGGAUGUUUUGGAGACUGAACUAUGCAUUGAACGGGAAGUUGUAAGAUUCACAAGAAAUGAUUCUAGAUCUGUUUUGGGAGAAAACUUGGCGUUUCAUAACCUACAAGAUCAACAUCUAACUCAGGAGAGGCGUGUGAGAAACCAUUUGGUGGAAAGUCUCUGUGAAGGUAAAGAUCAUCAAUCUCUAAAAACGCCGAACAGGAUUAUAGAUCUUACUGUGCAUGAGAGUUAUCAGACUAAAAUUCAGCCUCAUCAAUGCAUUACAUGUGGAAAAGCCUUCACGGAUCAUUCUUUCAAGAAGAAUCAGCAAAAAUCUCACAUUGGGCCAAAACCUUAUACAUGUGAGGAAUGUGGACAAACCUGCAGCUGUGUUUUGUGCCUCAGCCCUGCUGGGGAAACAGACUUUAUAGAGAAACCUGAUAAAUGUCAAGAUGCUGGGAGAGCAUCUAAGAGAUGCAUGAAGAGUCACAGUAGUAAACAAUCUUUAGACUGUAAAAAAUCUGGAAAAGCUGUCACUUUUCAGGGACAUAAGAGAGGUCAGUAUGGCCAGAAAAUCUAUGUGUGUGAUGUGUGUGGGAAAUCUUUCAGUUAUUAUUGCCAACUUAAACGGCACGUGAGAACUCACACUGGAGAGAAACCCUAUAAGUGCAAAGAAUGUGGGAAAGCUUUUACUGGCAUCUCACACUUCCGAGAACAUGUCCGAAUGCACACUGGAGAGAAGCCCUAUGAGUGUAAGCAGUGUGGCAAGGCUUUCAGCUGGUGUACUUACCUUCGGGAACACAUGCGAACACACAGUGGAGAAAAGCCCUAUGAAUGUAAGCAGUGUGGCAAAGCUUUCCCCUAUCUCAAAUCCUUGCAAGGGCAUGUGAGGAUACAUACAGGAGAGAAGCCUUAUGUGUGUAAUGAUUGUGGGAAAUCCUACAGUUGUCCUAAGUACUUCAGAAAACACGUGAAAACACACAGUGGAGUAAAACCGUAUGAAUGUACAGAAUGCAGGAAAGCAUUCAUCACUUCCUCAUCCCUUCGAGAACACAUGAAAACACACAGUGAAGAGAAGCCUUAUCAGUGCCAGCAGUGUGGGAAAGCCUUCAGGUAUCCGAGAUCUUUGCAAGGACACAUGAUAACUCACAGUGAAGAGAAACCGUACGAAUGUCAGCAGUGUGAAAAAGCCUACAGGUGUCUCAUAUCCCUGCAGAGACACAUGAAGAUGCACACUGGUGAAAAAUUCUGAAUACGAAGACUGGUGGGAAAGACUUCUCCCUUAAAACCUUAUAAAUGAAGCAGUCAAGGGGGAGAGACAUUAUGAAUGGAAAGAAUGCAGGGAAAGCCUUCAGCACUUUGUUUAUUUUGUACUUGAAAACUCAGGGUUGGAUGAAUUUUUUUAAUGGAAAUAAAUAUAGUUUUUCCUUAUAAGUGCCUCAUCCUGAAUAGGGAUCCCAGUGUGUUAAUUUCUAGUUCAUGUUGCUGAUCUGAACACUUAAGAUGGUAAUCAUCUCUCUAUGUUCCCAUCAUCUUUACUACUUGUGUUUUGUUACCUUGGACAUUAAAUAGACAAUUAUAUA
Messenger RNA from Capra hircus (goat), 2241 nucleotides. RefSeq names its product zinc finger protein 77. NCBI's taxonomy places the organism in Eukaryota, Metazoa, Chordata, Mammalia, Artiodactyla, Bovidae. The record is from RefSeq and is a predicted model, not a curated record. The transcript has 4 exons. Gene Ontology annotation, biological process: negative regulation of transcription by RNA polymerase II. The coding region runs from base 507 to 1910 and encodes 467 amino acids. Gene Ontology annotation, molecular function: DNA-binding transcription repressor activity, RNA polymerase II-specific.